Molecule: messenger RNA, 1180 nt
Organism: Solanum lycopersicum (tomato)
Lineage: Eukaryota; Viridiplantae; Streptophyta; Magnoliopsida; Solanales; Solanaceae
Product: peroxidase 43-like
Biological process (GO): hydrogen peroxide catabolic process; response to oxidative stress
Cellular component (GO): plasmodesma; plant-type cell wall
Molecular function (GO): heme binding; peroxidase activity
Source: RefSeq, a predicted model, not a curated record
UAUAGUGAAUAGGUUCAAUACACAAACAUCACCACCUAAUUCUCUAUUUCCUCUUCAUCUUCUUCUCUUUCUUAUAUAUUUUUCCUUUCCAAGAAUUCAUUUUUAUAGUACUAAUUUUAAAAAUGGCACUCAUAUUUUUCAUUCUAAUUUUAAGCCAUCUAGUAGGGAUGUCACAUGCCCAACUAAAAGUUGGUUUUUAUGGCAAAACAUGUCCUGAAGCUGAGAAUAUUGUUACCAAUGUUGUACGUCAAGUUGCUGCCUCCACCCAAAAUAUUGCUCCUGUUUUGCUUAGGCUUCAUUUCCAUGAUUGUUUCGUUCAGGGGUGUGAUGGAUCAAUUUUGUUAGAAAAUGGGGAAAUUGGAGAAAGACAUGCAUUUGGACAUCAAGGAGUUCAAGGAUUUGAUGUAAUUGAAAGAGCCAAGCAAGAAAUAGAAAAAGUGUGCCCUGGCAUUGUGUCUUGUGCUGAUAUUGUUGCUUUGGCCGCUAGAGAUGCUGUUGUUGUGGCUAAUGGACCUUCCUAUGAGGUGGAAACAGGAAGAAGAGAUGGAUUGAUAUCAAAUUUAACAUUAGCAGCUAACAUGCCGGAUGUUAGCGAGUCUAUUCAGAUACUCAAAGCUAAAUUUUCCCAAAAAGGUCUUUCGGAGAAAGACCUCGUCGUCCUAAGUGCUGCACAUACAAUUGGUACCACAGCAUGUUUCUUCAUGACACAAAGGUUAUACGAUUUUGUGCCUGGAGGAGGUUCUGAUCCAUCCAUUGAUCCAAGUUUUCUCCCUGAACUAAUGGCAGCUUGUCCACGAAACGGAGAUGUUAAUGCUCGAUUAUCGAUGGAUCGGGGAAGCAGUGAGGAGUUUGAUAACAAUAUUUUACAAAAUGUAAGGAGUGGGUUCGCUGUGUUACGAUCUGAUGCUAGUUUAUACGAAGAUGUGGACACAAGGAAUAUUGUGGAUUCUUAUUUUGGGAUUUUUAGCCCAUUUUUGGGGACGUCUUUUGAGGAUGAUUUUGCUAAUGCAAUGGUCAAAAUGGGCAGAAUUGAUGUGCUAACUGGAAAACAAGGCAAAAUUAGAAGUGUAUGUUCCACAUUUUGAUUCAAAAGCAUAUAUUCUACUUGUUUGUAUUAAGAAAUAAAUUUGGAGAUAAUUGGGUAUAUUAUGUAAAAAGAAUGAGGAAAAUUUCAUAAAUA